Messenger RNA from Trypanosoma cruzi, 663 nucleotides. Its product is annotated as ribosomal protein L15, putative. The record is from RefSeq and is a predicted model, not a curated record. Bases 1 to 663 code for a protein of 220 amino acids. Lineage: Eukaryota; Euglenozoa; Kinetoplastea; Trypanosomatida; Trypanosomatidae. The transcript has a single exon. Gene Ontology annotation, molecular function: RNA binding; structural constituent of ribosome. Gene Ontology annotation, cellular component: cytosolic large ribosomal subunit; ribosome. Gene Ontology annotation, biological process: cytoplasmic translation.
AUGGGUUUUGUUGUUGUAUGUUGCGUUUGUCAUAGAAAGGUCAGCGAAAUGGGAGCGUUUAUGUACCUGAACGAAUUGUGGAAGAAGAAGUCUUCCGAUGUGAUGCGCUUCAUUCAGCGUGUGCGCGCGUGGGAGUUCCGUCACCAGCACACAGUUGUGCGUCUGCGUCGUCCUACGCGUCCGGAGAAGGCCCGCAUGCUUGGAUACAAGACAAAGCAAGGGUUCUCCGUGUUUCGCGUGCGUGUUCGCCGCGGUGGGCGCAAGCGUCCUGUGCACAAGGGUAUCACGUACGGUAAGCCCAAGACGAGUGGUGUGUUGGGUGUUAAGCUCAACAAGAACAGUCGCGCCAUUGCAGAGCAGCGGCUUGGUAAAAAGUACGGCAACCUUCGUGUGCUGAACUCGUACUGGGUGAAUGCCGACUCGACCUUCGUGUGGUAUGAGGUGGUUGCAGUGGACCCAAUGUGCCGCACUAUUCGUCGCGACCCACGCAUCAACUGGAUUGUGAACGCAGUGCACAAGCACCGUGAACAGCGUGGCCUCACUUCGGCGGGUCGCAAGCACCGCGGACUGCGCCACAAGGGCCACAAGGCGUCAAAGCUGCGUCCGUCAGUCCGCGCCGCGUGGCGCCGCAACAACCGCAUGGUCUUCCUGCGCAAGCGUUAA